Geosmithia morbida is the source of this 4392-nucleotide messenger RNA. RefSeq lists its product as uncharacterized. Bases 1 to 4392 code for a protein of 1463 amino acids. The transcript is spliced from 4 exons. Gene Ontology annotation, biological process: carbohydrate metabolic process. Gene Ontology annotation, molecular function: UDP-glycosyltransferase activity; hexosyltransferase activity. NCBI's taxonomy places the organism in Eukaryota, Fungi, Ascomycota, Sordariomycetes, Hypocreales, Bionectriaceae. The record is from RefSeq and is a predicted model, not a curated record.
AUGCCGCCGCCGCCGGGUGACGGCGGGUUCCCCGUCAGACGAAGCCGCGCUUCUGUCGCGGAUGAGCAGCAGGAACAGUACAACGAUAGCCUGCCAUUCCCCGAAGGCCUGAGAGAUAGCGACUCCUCUGACGAUGACGGCCCCGGCGACGAUGCCCCCAGUCAAGGGCCUCCAUUAUACAUGAACAUGAACCAGAGUAUCUUUGGCCUUAUCGCAGCUGCCGGCGCCAAGGUCGACUUCACCCACCGGUUCGAAGAGUCCAGCAGCGAUGACGAUGACGACGCCGACGACAUCAAGGGUACUGGAACAGAGGACCUGUCCCAGACGACCAUUCUACAGCCACCGGGCCGAGGGCUGGACAAGAACAAGACGUCGAUAAAGAGAAGCUACAAGUUGCUCAGAUCACUUCCGUCCCUGCCAAAGAUCAAAUCUAAACCACGAGGAGUAAAACUCCCGACACCGCCCACCCUGGCUCCCCAAGUCAGCAACGCUCUCGGCCCUCCAGCAACUAUAAAGGAGGAGGAUGAAGACAGGCCUCCACCGGUCAUGAGCAGGAUGCUGGAAGCCCGAGCCCAGAUGUCUAGCCGGCCCAGCUUUGAUCUCGAUAGCCGUGAAGCUGCGGGAUCCAGCCCCCAAGAUGGCCCAACGCAGCUGGCCGAGCGCCUCAAGGAUAUCUUCGAUUUUGAAGAGCCUGAGCAAGUCGUCCAGGAGUACCCCUGCUGGCUGCUCCAAAGCGUCCUCCUGCAAGGGUUCCUGUACAUCACCGCCAAGCACAUCUGCUUUUACGCCUACCUGCCCAAAAAGACUACCGAGUCAACCAAAACUGGCUUCCUAUCUAAAACUGGCAAGAGGAACCCAAAGUACAAUAGAUACUGGUUCCGCCUCAAAGGCGACGUGCUGUCAUAUUACCACGACGCCACAAACCCGUACUUCCCUCACGGACAGAUCGACCUCACAUACGGAAUCUCGGUGAAUAUCACAGACAAGGAGAAAGAGGGCACGCACUUCGACAUCGUCACACGCCACCGCACCUACGCAUUCAGGGCUGAGAGCGCCCCGAGCGCCAAGGAGUGGGUGAAGUCGCUGCAGCGCGUCAUCUUCCGAAGCCACAACGAGGGUGAUACGGUCAAGAUCUCGCUCCCCAUUUCCAAUGUCGUCGAUGUGGAGGAGGCACACAUGGUCGAGUUUGCCCACACGUGCAAGAUUCGCGUUGUGGACAGCGAUGAGACUUUUGCCAUCGACGAGUACUUCUUCUCAUUUUUCUCCCAUGGCGUCGAAGCGAUAGAUAUUCUCAAACUCUCCGUCGAGGGAAACGGAUCGAAUAUACCUGCAGGCGACGGCGGCGACGGCAGCGGGUCUGCGAACGGGAAAUGGGACAGGCCACCGGCUGAAGAGCCAUUCUCUGGUGCGAACAGGGCCCGACGAACAUCAAGCGUAUCUGGUCGUGCCAAGACAUCAUUCGAUCCUACGUCGCCGACGUUGUCAAGCCCAGGGCCGGCGGUCAGCAGCACCCGCGAUUCGCGGCGUUCCAGCGAUGCCUCACAGCUGGGCGGCGUCCCCAACGACAUGACGCGCAGCAGAUUCCUCACCGGAGCCUUCAGCCCAGGCAGCCCGAGGUCUUCCAGUGCCCAUCAGACUGAUGACGAAAGGUUCCCGUCUCACCAGAAUGGCGAGGAGUCAGAGUCGUUCGUUCUCCAGUCAUCCAUCGAGGAUCCCAGCUUCUCCAACAUCGCCUCGUCUGCGGCCGACGACCCCUCGGCUAGCCAGCUCCUCAACGACAGCCAGGUCUUCCAGCAGACGAGCCCCGUGAGGGCGCAUCACGCCCUGUCCCCCGAUGACCCCAUCGGCCCUGCUCGGAAUAGCAGGACGCCGACGCCCGGGCUGGCUACCUACUCUGGGCGCCCCUGCUCGUCGGGAGGCCAGACCGGUGAGCAGUCAUCUGGGGCAAACCUGGAUCCGCAAGAGCAGCAGCAGCACCAGCAGCUCCACCUGCAGACUCUGCAGAACAUUGGCAGAAUGGGUUCCUACCCUCUCGAGCGAGCCGGCGCCCUUGCCGGCUACCUGAACAAGACACAGCAACAUAUGAGGUCGCUAAUCACGUCCGAGUCCAUGGGCUAUGUCGAGAAGGUUUCCGGAAUGUGGAAGGGGGCUCGCAAGCACUAUGACGACCCCGACGGUCUCAACCCCGAUGACGACUUGGGAAGGGAUCCUGAGGGAACCUUGCAGGUCUCCAGGGACCGCUUCCGAGCGCACUUUUCUCUACCCGAGGGAGAGAAAUUGCAGGCCACCUACUUUGGAUACAUAUUUCGUGUGCUCCCGCUUUACGGCAAGGUAUACAUCAGCGACCGUUCAUUUUGCUUCCGAAGCCUCCUACCUGGCACCCGCACGAAGCUCAUCCUGCCGCUCCAGGACAUUGAGACGGUUCACAAGGAGAAGGGCUUCCGUCUCGGGUACUCGGGCCUGGUUGUCGUCAUCAAGGGCCACGAGGAGCUCUUCUUCGAGUUUGGCCAGGCCGGCGAUCGCGACGACUGCACCGUAACUCUUCUCCGAAGCCUCGAGGCCACACGGUAUCUAAAGGAGGCCAAGGAGGUCAAUAGGAAGUUGCAGGGCCAGCCAGCCGAUGGCGAGGACACGGCCAGCACCGUUGAUGAGGAGCACGAUCCUCACAGACAGGCGGCGCAGAGCCAGAGCGAGCUUCUCGAGUCGUCCAUUCCCGACAUGCACGGCACCGGGCGCCGGGCAACGGGCCUGUCCGCCGUCCCGACUAUCCUCGACCCGGACACGUCGCUUCUCAACUUCAAACCCAAGAAAUCUAUGAGGAUUACGUGUCUCACCAUUGGUUCCAGAGGUGACGUGCAGCCGUACAUUGCCCUCUGCAAGGGGCUGAGGGCUGAGGGCCACAAGCCUCGCAUCGCCACGCAUGCCGAGUUUCAGGGAUGGAUCGAGUCGCACGGAAUUGAGUUUGCCCGCGUCGAGGGCGACCCCGCCGACCUCAUGUGCCUCUGCAUAGAGCAUGGCACAUUUACCUGGGCUUUUCUACGCGAGGCCAACUCUUCGUUCCGGGGCUGGCUUGACGGGCUCCUUCUCUCGGCUGUUGAGGCCUGCGAGGGCAGCGAUAUGCUCAUCGAGUCCCCCUCGGCCAUGGCUGGCAUUCACAUUGCCGAGAAGAUGGGCAUCCCCUACUUCAGGGCCUUCACGAUGCCCUGGACGCGCACGAGGGCGUACCCCCACGCCUUCAUCAUGCCUGAGCAUAAGAUGGGCGGAGCGUACAACUACAUGACGUACAUAAUGUUUGACAACAUAUUCUGGAAGGCCAUUGCGCACCAGGUCAACCGUUGGCGCAACCAGACUCUGGGCCUGCCGAGCACCGGCAUGGAGAAGAUGCAGCCCAAUAAGGUGCCCUUCCUCUACAACUUCUCCCCCAGCGUCGUCACCCCUCCUCUCGACUUCUCCGACUGGAUCAGGGUCACGGGAUACUGGUUCCUGGAUGAGGGUGACAAGUAUGAGCCUCCCCAGGCGCUCCUGGACUUUAUCAAAAAGGCCCGUGACGAUGGAAAGAAGCUUGUAUACGUUGGGUUCGGAUCCAUCAUCGUCGAUGACCCUGCCAAGAUGACACGAGAGGUUAUUGACGCCGUCCUCAAGGCGGACGUGCGUUGCAUCCUGUCCAAGGGCUGGUCCGAACGGAUAUCCGUAGCGGCGGCCGAGGCGGAAGUGAAGGGAGAGGCGGGAGAAGCGGGCGACGGAAACAGAAACUGUGCUCGCGAGCCAGAGCCAGAGAUGCCUCCCGAGAUCCACGUCAUCAAGUCGGCACCGCACGACUGGCUGUUUAGCCGCAUCGACGCCGCUGCCCACCACGGCGGAUCGGGGACGACGGGCGCCAGCCUGAGAGCGGGAAUCCCGACCAUCAUCCGACCCUUCUUCGGCGACCAGUACUUCUUUGCCAACAGGGUCGAGGACCUGGGCGUCGGCGUGCACCUGAGGAAGUGGGGGACCACUGCCUUUGGCCGGGCGCUGUGGGAGGCGACGCGCAACCACCGUAUGAUUGUCAAGGCGAGGGUCCUCGGUGAGGAGAUUCGCAAGGAAAACGGGGUCGACAUGGCCAUUCAAUGCAUAUACCGCGACCUCGAGUAUGCCAAGAGGCUCAUCAUGCUCAAGGCUGGGAAGAAUGCCGACCCAGCUAGACAGGAGGACGACGGGGACGAGAACGAGGAGAGCUGGACGUUUGUCGGUUCUGAUGAGCCCAACCCAGACCUCGUCACUCCCAAGCUCAGCGAAGCACUUCUUGCCCAAGCGCAGGUCAAUACGACGGCGACAGCGACGACAGCAACAACACCAACCACAGCGGCAACAGCGACGACGAAUGCAGUGCCAGUUUCGCGUCAGGAAGCAUAG